Messenger RNA from Salarias fasciatus (jewelled blenny), 4695 nucleotides. It is a transcript of the gene eps15, whose product is annotated as epidermal growth factor receptor pathway substrate 15. The coding region runs from base 95 to 3442 and encodes 1115 amino acids. Gene Ontology annotation, cellular component: plasma membrane; clathrin coat of coated pit; cytoplasm. Lineage: Eukaryota; Metazoa; Chordata; Actinopteri; Blenniiformes; Blenniidae. The transcript has 25 exons. Gene Ontology annotation, molecular function: calcium ion binding; cadherin binding. The record is from RefSeq and is a predicted model, not a curated record. Gene Ontology annotation, biological process: endocytosis; endosomal transport.
AUUCCAGCAGCUGGGUCCAGUUCCAGGUUUUUGAGCGGCCUCUGUCUGUGGCUGGCAGCAGCACAGCGUGAAGGCAGUGGGAAACAGAAACACUAUGGCUGCCACUCUGUCUCUUACUCAGCUUUCCAGUGGAAAUCCGAUCUAUGACAAAUACUAUCGACAGGUGGAUCCAUCUGGCAGCGGGCGGGUGGCAGCAGCUGAUGCAGCUCUGUUUCUGAAGAGGUCGGGCUUAGCUGACCUGGUGCUGGGGAAGAUCUGGGAUUUGGCGGACUCUGAACGAAAGGGCUCACUUAACAAACAGCAAUUCUUCAUAGCAUUGCGGUUGGUGGCUUGUGCACAAAAUGGCCUGGAGGUGGCGCUCAAGAGUCUUAACGUGGCUGUUCCUCCCCCCAAGUUUCAUGACACCAGCAGCCCAUUGUUAGCAGGAGGAGUGGUCAUUGAUGUUCCCUGGGUGGUCAAGCCCGAGGAAAAGAUGAAGUUUGACUCCAUCUUUGACAGUCUGAGCCCGGUCGGAGGGAUGCUGACAGGAGAGAAAGUGAAGCCUGUCCUGCUCAAUUCGAAGCUGCCUGUAGACAUCCUGGGACGGGUGUGGGAGCUCAGUGACCUCGACAGAGACGGCAUGUUGGACAGAGAUGAGUUUUCUGUGGCUAUGUAUCUGGUGUAUAGAGCUCUGGAGGGUGAACCUGUUCCUAUGUCCCUACCGCCUCCCCUGGUUCCCCCUUCCAAAAGGAAAAAACCCUCUGUGCCUCCUGUGAUGCCCCUGUUGCCCUCACCCCCUUCUGUCAAAGACAGAAGCUCCUCCCACGCUGGCUCCAAGACUAUGCCCCACCCUCCAAAACCCGCCCCAGCUCCUGCCCCAACACCAGCAGCUGCCCCUUGGGUGGUGACUCCAGCAGACAAAGCCAAAUAUGACGAGCUGUUCAGUAAGACGGACGGUGAUCUGGACGGAUUGGUGUCUGGACCUGAAGUCAGGGACAUCUUCUUGAAGACCGGGCUGCCCUCUGCCACGCUGGCGCGUAUUUGGGAGCUCUGUGACAUUGGCGAUAUAGGAAAACUCACCCGAGAGCAGUUUGCUCUGGCGCUGUAUCUGAUCAAUCUCAAGCUGACGAAAGGCCUUGACCCACCUCAGAGCCUCUCGCCUGAGAUGAUUCCUCCUUCUGACAGACAAAACAUUAAACAAAACAAUGCAGCGAACCUGGCAGCUGACUUCUCGGCCAUUAAGGAGCUGGAUUCUCUCAGCAACGAGAUCGUCGAGCUACAAAGGGAGAAGAGCUCUGUGGAGGAGGAAAUAAAGGAGAAGGAGGAGGCCAUCCGACAGCGCAGCAGCGAAGUGCAGGACCUUCAGGAUGAGGUUGCGAAGGCGAGCGAGGAGCUGCAGCAGCUCCAGGCUCAGCGGCAGAAGGUCCAAGAGGCUUUGGAGGAGCUGGAUCAGCAGAAAGGCUCCCUGGAAGAGCAGCUCACUCACAUUCGAGAGCAGACUAGCCAAGAGACCCAGCUGAUUUCAUCACUGCAGACAGAGCACGAGGAUCAGGAGCAGAGGAUAUGUCAGUAUGAGGAGGAGUUGGUCCAAGCGCGCGAGGAGCUCCUGGCUCUGCAGGAGGAGAGCAGGAAGCUGCAGGAGAAGGUUCAGGCUGCUCAGGAGCAGCUCACGCCUCUUCAGGAGUCGGUGCGUGACUCCUUCACACAAGUUGCACAGGUUCAACAGAAACUGAACGACCUUCAGGUGGAGGAGAGGUCCGUGACGGCGCAGCUCAGCUGGAAGCGAGCCCUGGAAGACAGCUCUCCCGUCAUGGUGAACGGGUCCGCAGGCCACAUGGCGGAGCUGCAGCAGGGGGACCCGUUCGGCCAGGACCUCUUCCAGGAAGAAGACCCCAAAGAGCUGAAGGUGGAGGAGCCAGAUGCCGCCAGCAGCCAGCUGAUAGACGGUUCGGAUCACAAGGAAAAAGAAGGAGAAAGUGAGAAAGAGGGAGAUGAUGAAGUAGAAAAUGAAGAAGAAGAGAAGGAGGAAGAAAGUCCAACGACAUUGGAGGAAGAAAAGCCGAAACCUGAUGCCUUGGACAAUCUUUACACCAGUCUCGCCACUUCUGACAUGUACAGUGGUCUGUCAGCCAUUGCCAAGCCACGGGACCCCACUGAGCACAAUAGCCCCGUACCUGACGCCUGUUCAGAGGUUGUAGAUGAUGAUGAAGAGUCGUCAAAGGACAGCCCACUGAAGGUUUCAUCUCCAGAGCCGGAGAGCCAACAAGAGGCGGAGUCCACGGAAACACACACCUCCUCAUUACCUCCUCAAGCCGGUCCUCGCUCCAAGCUCCCACAGGCCAGCUCUCCCUUACUGCCUGAGAUGGACUUUUUCCAGUCAGACCCCUUUACUGACCAUGAUCCCUUCAAGGAGGAUCCUUUUGGAAAGGCCGACGUUGCAGAUCCGUUUGGAGGUGAUCCGUUCAAAGGCACAGACCCCUUUGCUGCGGACUCUUUCUUCACCCAGAACUUCAACUCUGCUUUUCGCCAAGAGGACCCUUUCUCUGCCUCAGCUGACCCUUUCGGUACCACCCCUGGUAUGCCAGAACCGGAUCUCUUUGCUGCCAAGCAGAACGACGUGGCAGCUGCUACGGCGAGCGGCCCAGAUCUCUUCAGCACAAAACCCACUGAACCAAAUUCUGCACCCGUGGACCCGUUCGGCUCCUCUGAGAACAAUGCGGCUGAGUCAGACCUUUUUGGAGGGAAGGAGAACGCGAUGGGGGAGGCAGAUCCGUUUGGAUCUCAGGAGGGAGGGCCGGACCCUUUCAGCUGCUCCCCGCCGAGCUCUGAUGUGACAGUGAAGGACUCUGCAGCAAGCAAUGACCCUUUCGCCCCAGGUGGUACGACAGUCAGCGCCACUUCAGAUCCAGAUCCGUUUGCUGCAGUGUUUGGAAACGAGUCGUUUGGAGGGGGCUUUGCAGAUUUCAGUGCCUUGGCUAAGUCAAACGGUGCUGAUCAGUUUGGCAUCAACAACAAGAACUUAUUCCAAGACGACAGUCAGUCUGCCGGCUCCGACGUUCCCCCAGCCCUGCCUCCAAAAACGGGUACGCCAACCAGACCCCCUCCUCCGCCCCCAGGUAAGAGGUCGUCCAUCUCUAGAACGGAGUCCUCUGACUCCUUCCAUCGACGAGGGCACUUCCUCCCACAGACCUCAGGAGACUUCUCCUCCUCUUCCUCCUCCUCCUCCCUGCCUGCAAAGGAUCCUUUAGCUGACCCCUUCGCCCCCUCCUCCCCUCCUCGUCACAACGUACGGGAAGCUGAUCGAUUUGCCAGCUUUGACAAAUAUCCAACCGAGGAAGACAUGAUAGAGUGGGCAAAGCGCGAGAGCGAGCGAGAGGAAAAGGAGCGACUUGCCAGGCUCACCCAGCAGGAACAAGAGGACCUGGAGCUGGCCAUCGCCCUCAGCAAGUCUGAACUCUCUUGAAGAGCCCCCUCCCCUCCCCCCUCCCCUCCUCCCCCUCCACCGGUCAGGCUCGGCACGGCACAGCACAGUCUGGCCCGACCCAGAAAGCACCAAAGCAAAGUGGGGAUUGUACAUGACUCAUUCAGCAGCACCUGCUUCCCCAUGACAAGACUAAAAACUUCUGGCUGAAUCUUUCAGCUCCCUCCUCCUCCUCCUCCUCCUCCUCCUCUUCCUCUUCCUCCUCCCUGACCCCUCACUGUUCACUGGCUUCAUUUGCAGUGUCACGUUCUUCCAUCCCGUCGGUCUCUGUGCUUUCAAGAUGUGGAUAUAAGGACUACGAUGAAGUGUUUGCUCGAAAGAGUGGAUUGAUUUCAGUGAAAAAAGGGUUUGGAAAGGUUCAAGUUUUAGGAUUGUGGAGUUUUGAUCUCAGAGCCCGGCAGCAAAGGCCACCCUAACUCUCCAGAAUGUAAAUUAUUUAUCCUGUACUCACACCAAUAAUGAAAAGGCCUUUGCCAGACGUCCAGGUUAAACCAAUCACCUAACUCACUACACCUUGUUGUAUCUCAUUUCUCGCAAAUUAGUGAGAAUUUCAGGAAGGUUUUAGUUCAGAUACUAAUUUUGUAGAACCGAAAAAUGUCACUCACACCCAGCCUCCGAAUAUUUCUGAAACAACCUCAGUAGUCUGGGAACACAGAUUUUAUAGGUUCUAUAACAUGUUUUCCUGAGUGUUUUUAAUCCCUCUGAAAUGGAGGACUGCCAUGUCCACUGUUCAGCAAACGCAGUGCAAGUUUUUCUUUUUUUCUCCAUUCAACAUAAUUCAACACUUGUACAGUUUUUCCUGGAACUUACCAGUCCUGUCAGAUGUGAAAAGCAUUAUGUAGGUUUAUACUAAAGUAGAACAAGUCUGCUACAACUACCACCUUUGGCUUUGUGAUGCUUUAUCUUUCUUUUUGAAAGUCAGUACUGUGUUACUUUCCUUUUCUUAAACUCCACCAAUACUUUUGUUUUUAAUUAAAAAAAAGGAUAAGGAAUAAAAAAUGAUCAUAACCAUAUUUAAUGAAUACACAUGGUUGCAUUAAAAUUAGGUGAGGCCUAAAGUGGGUUACACAAGAAAUUUAAUUAUUUUGAGGGAAAAAAUGUUUUGUCUCAGACCCACCAGAGGACUGUAGUACAUUAGUUUUAAAUCGAUAGAAAAGGUUGCAUUUAGUAUUUGUUUUCCCUAAAAGUGGCCAAACAUUUUCUUUACUUUUAUUUUACAAUUAGUUUAAAAAAAA